UUGUUGAAUUCAAACACCUUCAGCAUGAUUGGAGAUGAUGCGUUCAAUGGUUUAUCUCAUCUCCAGUACCUAUUCAUAGAGAACAACAACAUCCAAUCACUCUCCAAAUACACAUUCCGAGGCCUCAAGUCUCUCAACCAUCUAUCACUGGGAAACAACAAUCUGCUAACUCUUCCCAGAGACAUCUUCAUGGAUCUUCAUGUCUUGACACAUUUGGAUCUCCGUGGGAAUGCUUUCCAUUGUGACUGUAAAGUGAAAUGGCUGAUAGAAUGGCUACAGGUGACCAACACGUCAGUCCCUCCAGUGCACUGCACCAGCCCGAGCAAGUAUCACAAUGUCGUGGUCAACUAUCUGCCAAUCAGGGACUUUGACUGCGUCAGGACAGAAUUCAGCGUUUAUGAAACCCUGCCCUUCCAGGCUGUCUCUGUUGAGUCCUUUGUGUAUGCUGAUGACCUCUUUGUAACAUUUGCCCAGGCUAAUAAUGGGAACUGCACGUUCUUCAUGUGGGAUCAUGUUGAAAUGGUCUUCAGGACAUCGGAGAACAUAUCUGCUCACGCCGCUGUGUACUGUAAGCCGCUGGUGAUCGAGGGGCAGCUGUAUGUUGUCUUGGCGCAGUUGUUCCGAGGAUCCCACAUCUACCGGUGGGACAGCUACGGGGGCACGUUUGUCAAGAUCCAGGACAUUGACACCGCCAAGAUCCGCAAGCCCAACGACAUCGAGAGCUUCGUUAUUGAUGGGGAGUGGUACUUUGUGAUCGUGGACAGUUCGAAGGCCGGCUCCACCACCGUUUACAAGUGGAACAAAGUGGGGUUUUACUCUCACCACUCCCUCCACCCCUGGCAUCGGGACACAGACGCCGAAUACAUCGAGACAGACAACAAGCCCAAGCUGAUCCUUACCAGCAGCACUCAAACGCCGGUCGUCUACCAGUGGAACAAGGCGCAGCGGCGGUUCACCUAUCUCACCGAAAUCCCCGACAUGUUGGACGUGCACACCGUGAAACAUUUCCAGCUCCAGAAGGCCGUGUACCUCUGCCUGGUCCGUUUCAUCGGCGACUCCAAGCUGGUGAGGUGGGAGGGCCAGCGCUUCACUGAGAUCCAGGCCCUGCCCUCAAGGGGCUCCAUGAUCGCUGAGCCCUUCCGCGUGGCACACUGGCAGUACAUGGUGCUGGGAAGCGAUUUCUCCUUUUCUCACGUCUAUCUCUGGGAUGCCGAGAAGCGGGUCUUCAGCCGCUUCGAGGACUGGAGUGUGCGGGCGGCCCGGCGUUUUCAGAUGGUGUCCAUCGAUGGCAUGCACUUGGUGCUGGCUCCCAGCUUCAAAGGGAACACCAUCAUCUACAGGCACAUGGUGAUCGACACCAGCGCUUAGUGGCGUCACGCAACAGAGUGGCAGGGCCACCCGUUCGAUUGCGACCUUUCCUGGAGAGACAUCCCUCAGCUUCCCGCACUAAUAUGACUUGCAUUAGAUGUCGAUUAGUCCUUACUUAAUCCAAGACUUAGCAAGGCUAAUCAAGUUUGCAAUGAAGCCCCUUCAUAGGAAAAGCAAAUGGUCAGAAUUUACAGAAUCCCGACAGUUCAGGAAGAGUCAAACCUCUAGUGGGCCGUCGGUCGCCUUCUAAUACUCACAUGCUUCACCUCUGGCGCUGAAUUU
Messenger RNA from Rhincodon typus (whale shark), 1650 nucleotides. RefSeq names its product leucine-rich repeat LGI family, member 3 (gene lgi3). NCBI's taxonomy places the organism in Eukaryota, Metazoa, Chordata, Chondrichthyes, Orectolobiformes, Rhincodontidae. Gene Ontology annotation, molecular function: protein binding. Gene Ontology annotation, cellular component: synaptic vesicle. Gene Ontology annotation, biological process: regulation of exocytosis. The record is from RefSeq and is a predicted model, not a curated record. The transcript is spliced from 6 exons. The coding region runs from base 25 to 1368 and encodes 447 amino acids.